AUGAAUGGCGUCCGGACGAGCUACCUCGUCCGAUGGCGUGGCUAUCCACCGGCCUGGGACAGCUGGGAGCCUCGUGCCCAGCUGAUUGUUGAUGUCCUUCGUCUCGUCGAGAAGUACGACGAGACCCACCCGCUGCGUUUGAAGAAGGGCCGUCGGAAAACGACCUCCUUGAACGCGAGUACAGGGAUUGAAAAGCGUCGAUCCCUUCGGCCAUCUCAGAAGAGAUGCGCGCCCUCCAGUAGGGAUCAGUAG
Messenger RNA from Peronospora matthiolae, 252 nucleotides. The record is from the annotation of a GenBank genome assembly. Lineage: Eukaryota; Oomycota; Peronosporomycetes; Peronosporales; Peronosporaceae.